Messenger RNA from Peronospora matthiolae, 471 nucleotides. NCBI's taxonomy places the organism in Eukaryota, Oomycota, Peronosporomycetes, Peronosporales, Peronosporaceae. The record is from the annotation of a GenBank genome assembly.
AUGUCCGCUCCAUCCCACCCGGCCGUUGGACAACACCUUCUCUUCGCUGGUCGACGUCUCCGGACUAACAGCGUAACGGCGGCCCCUGGCUGGUCGGUCACUCCUGCUCCUGAUGACGAAGAUUACACUGGUCUUGAACCAGAUGCGACCGAGUCUGACCAAGCCGGCUCCGCUCCGGCUGACUACCUCACGGACCCUGUUAACCUUUCGGUCGGAUCUGAUGACGCCCCGGCGGACGAUGCUUCUUCUGUCGAUGCUGAUCCUGCCGAUGCUGAGGUGGGUAGCGACCAAGGGCGUAACUUGGACACUGCCGAUCUGUACCAAGCCAGCUCCGCUCCGGCUGACCACCUUGCCGACCCUGUUGGCUUCUCGGUCGGAUCUGAUGACGCCCUGGCGGACGAUGCCUCUUCUGCUAAUUCUGACGUGGAUAGUGACCAAGUGCAUGACGUGGACACGACCGAGGUUGACUAG